AAGGACACAGGAUCGCGUUCUCUGGCUUGGCAGAGCAUAUUCAGCUCUUAACGCUCAGACGGCUAACAUAAGCUCACAGGGUUAUUUGUAUAAACAUAUUGACUCAGUUGAUGAGCUGUGCUUUGCUCCUUGAUCCCCUGUCAGCUGAGAGGAGUUUCCAGCAGGGCUUGAGAAAAGACCACAGAAAGCUGUCGGCCACCUGAUGACUGGCUGGGUGCAGCAGAGUCUGCACUGUGGCCUCUGCUGAAAGAAGUGGAUAUAUCUGCUCCAAAGAGAGAAGCGACAGCUGAUGUCCUGGCCCUGACACUCUGCUUUAUCAGAUGAGAAAAUAGAAGACAGCUGGUCGAUGUCAGUGGGUUUCCGCAGUCAGAGAUUCCCAAGUUUAUCGACACCUAACAUCAAUGAGGCCUCAAGUAAGGAUGGCACUGCUUCACUGCACAGGAAUGUCCUGUCAUGGGGUGUGUGGUGGGGGCAAGAGGAGAAGGAGAGUGCAUCUCUUAGAGCAAUAACACACUCUGCCUCCGCUCAGACUGCAGAUAGCAGAUUUUACAGGGGAGUUUCCAACCUGUCCAGGGUUGCGAGUGUCCCAGAUGUGGUGGAACGGUGGCCAAAGUCAGCAUUUUCCUCCAUCACCAUCGCAGCCCAGAGGAUUUUGCCGUCACCACAGGACCCCGUGUAUCCAUCCUCUCCAGCACAGCCUGUGACGGCAUCAACUCCACUGAAACUACCGGAAAGUUUUGAAGGAAGAGCCUCAUCCAUACCCACGGGCACAAUGAGAGUGUCAAACUCCCAAACGGACGUGUGCAGACAGAAUCUUUCUGUCUUGAAGCCAAAUGAGUUCAGACAGGCCUUCUCACCAGCUGAUGGAUUGGCAGUGAGAGAUCAAGGGAAGAGGAAAGUACAACUUGUACAACGCAGACUGAACUGCACAGAGAGCAACAGAAAGCUGGACACGAUAGGUGGCUCGUUAAUGAACCUGUCCUCACAGCCUUCCUUCCGGUCUUGUAUCCAUCUUGAGGUGCCACUGAGGUCCACUAGCUCUGUUUUGUUUUUGGACAAGUCACUUUCCAUUUCCCUUGUGGAACUAGAGGAAAGAAGAGCAGGUCAACCCCCUUUGUACAGGUCUACCUUGUCUGUUCGCCUCAGUGUCUCAUCCUGCCUCAGAUCCUCCACAGAUAACAAACCAAGCAAAAUAAAUGAGGGUUACGGGAGACCCAGAGCGGCCAUGUUGGGGCGAAACAAGCGCAGUGGCCAAGAGAGUGGUUCGGAUCAGUGCAGCAGAAGCCCUCUAUCAAAGCACAGGGGCCACAAGGUCGAGCAAAUAGCACCCGCUCAUGGUGUUAACAGCAAGGCUGAUGAUUCAGGCACACAGCGCCACAGCACUACUUUGGGAUUAUUGUCAUUCAGAGGGCCAAGCCCCUCAAACACAAAGGCUGGCAGGCAGAAGGGGAAUGCAGAUGAGGCAGCCUUCCCUAUCCGUAGCAAUUUCAGGCACAGGCAGCACACGUCCAAUAUUGGCCCAGUGGACUCCAGAACUUGGAGCAAGCAAGCUGGGAGAGAAAAGACAGAGGAACAACAACAUGACUCUUCCUCGGAGCCUCAACAUGUCUCGGAUCAGACCUGUCAUUCCCAACUUAAGGCCAAUUCUCUGGAAGGCACACCCAAGACUCUCAGCCUCAAAGAGGCUCUGGAGCUCUUCAGGCCAGACUUCAUCAGCCGAUCUCAGGGUCGGGUGAGGAGGUUGGAGCAGAGGGCUAGGAGAAGGAAAUCGCUGCAGAACUCCAAUCCAGACCUGGUGCAGGGCCUCAGGGAGGAUCGAAGCAAGCAAAAGAGGAACUGCACCACCCCAGAUCCACUUAGUGAUAACCUUUUCAAGCCUAGAGAGAGGUCUAUAUCAGGCAGAGAGAUGCAGCUGAGGUCCAGACGGAUUUACAACAAGCUGCCAGAGGUGACAAAGAAGAAAGAGGAGGAGAAAAAGAGGGCUGUAUCACAAACCAACAGAUUGCGAGCAGACGUCUUUAAAAAGAGACUUCUGAACCAGAUCCUGCAAAGAUAAACGAGAGACACCGAAAGGCAAAUGGAGUUCAUUCACUGACCAUUCUUCAAUUUUCUCAAUAUAUAUUGGCUUUGCAGUUAAUCAUCUAUGCAUAUCAUUCCCACUGCCUGUGCAUGAUUUAGUUAAACCUCUGUUUCAUGUUGUAUCUUUGUUCUUUGAAAGUAGUGCAACAAAAAUAUGUUUUGCUGUUCCCAGGGUGACAGGAAGACAUGUUUGGUGAAGCUUACUUGAUUUGUCACCAGUGUUUAAAGAUAUAAUUUGAUUUGACAUGUAGCAAAGACGCAUUAAGAAAUCUUUGCUCAUGCCACAUUGGCAGAUGACAGCAAAACAAACAAUUUUGUUGUCUAAAAUUCAUUCAUUCAUGUAUUAUCCAUCACCGCUUAUCCUGGUAUAGUGUCGGGGGAGAGAUGGAGCUUACCCCGGGUGACACUGGGCGAGAGGCAGGGUACACCCUGGACAGGUUGCCAGACUAUCACAGGGCUGACGCAUAAAAAUAGACAACCGCAUAUGCUUACGUUCACACCUACAGGCAAUUUAAAGUCACAAGUUAACCUGCAUGUCUUUGGACUGUGGGAGGAAGCUGGAGUACCCGGAGAAAACCCACGCUGACACAGGGACAACAUGCAAACUCCACACAGAACAGCUCCCCUACCCCGGGGUUUGAACCAGGAACACUCUUGCUGCAUAAAUGCUGAUAAAGGGAGGUGGGACCAAGUCAUUUUGCAAGUCUCAAGUUAGUCUGAAGUCUUAAGUUAGUCUGAAGUCUUUGCACUCAAGUCCAGAGUCAAGUCUGUAGUCAAGACAGGGAAGUCCCAGGUCCUAAACUUUUUUUAGUUUCAAGUCUUAAACAAGUCAUAUUGUGCUAUUCAGCAGAUGAAAUGUCAUUUUAACACAGAAUAACAAUAAAUUAAAUUUACAAAAAUCAUGAAUGCUUUUAAAAUUUGUGUUUAUUUGUUAUCAAAACAAGUACAAUUGAAAUUAAUCAUAACAACAUAAUGCUGACAUUGCACUUUAAUAGGACAAAGCGCUCUUAAGCAGUACCACAAUUAGCUCAUAGCGCCCACAAUAGCUCGCUAACUAUGCUAAUAUUAACCUCGGCUCCCUGUUCUUUGUGCAACUUCAAAUGUCAGAUGAGAUUGAAUGUUGUUGCGUUUCCGUCCAUAGUUCUCGAACUGCAUGUUUUGCAUACUGCAGUUGUCUUUUUUUGGUGACCAUUUUGUAGUUUUUGUACACAAAUGAAAUUAUAUUUGGUAUCAUUUUUUCCAAUUACCACUCACAAAGGUAAGGUUGGUUUGUCAUGGUUCUCUGCAACUUGACUGGAUGCUGUUGGGUUGGUUCAAGGUGGAUCUGGGGGAUUUAGUGCUGACUGGGAAUGAACAGCAUUAGUGUUGGUUGAUUCAGGAAAUCAAGGAAAAUGAAUUCGCUGGUGGCACAAGUUUAUAAUCUGCAGGCUUGGGGGAAGGUAUCAAGUAGUUUCAAAUCAAAAGUCUUUGGUGUUAAAGUCAAAGUCACUUUGCAAGUCUUCUUUGAUUUGUUCAAUCUAAAGUCAAGUGAUCAAAGUCAAAUUUGAGACUUCAGUCUGACUGGAGUCCAAGUCAUGUGCCUAGGGUCCCCUCCUCUGCUAAUAAGUUAAUUGUUGUCUGCAGACACUGACAAAGCCCAACCUCCUCACCUACCACCAACACACUCAUAAUUAAGGGUUUGACGGCUGAAUUAUUUAAGAAAUGAAACUGUAAUCUGUCUUCUCCGCUCAAAUUAACACCCACUGAUUAAAUGCAACACAGAUUAAUCACAGAAUUUUGCUCAUUUCCUUCUUAAUGAUUCCAUUCCUUAUCUACAGUAUCAUUUUCCUCUAAUGUAUCUCAAGUGUCUCGAAAUGAAAUAAA
Epinephelus fuscoguttatus (brown-marbled grouper) is the source of this 3942-nucleotide messenger RNA. RefSeq lists its product as uncharacterized. Gene Ontology annotation, biological process: regulation of centriole replication. Gene Ontology annotation, cellular component: cytosol; centrosome; centriole. The transcript is spliced from 8 exons. The record is from RefSeq and is a predicted model, not a curated record. NCBI's taxonomy places the organism in Eukaryota, Metazoa, Chordata, Actinopteri, Perciformes, Serranidae. The coding region runs from base 347 to 2056 and encodes 569 amino acids.